AUGUCGACCGCCGACUACAUUUCGAGUCUCCCCGCCGAGCUCCUUGAGUACGUGCUCUUGCGCGUCGACAACAAGACUCUACUGCUGAGCCAGCGUGUCAAUAGGCAAUUCCGCGACACAAUCAAGGAAUCUGUCAAGCUGCAGGAGAAGCUCUUCUUCCGUCAGCCGCGCACAGGAGCCGACAGGGAAGUCAGCAACUUCCGCCAGAACCUCAACCCUCUGCUGCCAUGGAGACGGGUCUUCGUAGAGGGCCUCUCCCCCCAGCCCGAGUCUCCCGAGAGCCUGCCAGCAGCAGAAUUCGGAUUCGCGUUGGACGUUUCAUUGGGGUGCAUGGACGAAGACGAUGGAAGUUCGUCUGAUAACUCCAUCUGGUCCGUCAACGUCGACUUCGCGGGAGCAAAGAGCUGGACGGGCGAGGAGACUUGGCGGCGGAUGCAUCUCUUCCAAGACGGAGUUCCUCUACUCGCUGCGAUGGUGAAGUGGAUGGGCAGCCGGGUCAAGGUGAAGCAGACUGACACUCAACAAUACAUGUCAAUGCUCACUUGCAACCUCGAAUGGCUGAAAGGCGGUCCUCAGAAGGCUACGAUGGGCAAAGUCUUCGAUGAGGCGAUGGGGUUGGUUGUUCGCAGAGGUCUCCGGAACGACGACUAG
Zasmidium cellare ATCC 36951 is the source of this 651-nucleotide messenger RNA. RefSeq lists its product as uncharacterized. The coding region runs from base 1 to 651 and encodes 216 amino acids. The transcript has a single exon. Gene Ontology annotation, molecular function: protein binding. Lineage: Eukaryota; Fungi; Ascomycota; Dothideomycetes; Mycosphaerellales; Mycosphaerellaceae. The record is from RefSeq and is a predicted model, not a curated record.